This is a messenger RNA of Marchantia polymorpha subsp. ruderalis, 3828 nucleotides long. The record is from the annotation of a GenBank genome assembly. Lineage: Eukaryota; Viridiplantae; Streptophyta; Marchantiopsida; Marchantiales; Marchantiaceae.
ACACACGGACGGACACACUCUCUCACACAGGAAGAGCAGCUGCCGCUGCUGCUGCUGCUCGCCUUCCUCCCUUGGAGCCUCUCCUCCUUCUCAUACACAUCAUCUCUCCAUCAGCACAAAACAUCGGAGUGUCACCUUGCGCUUUACUUUGCCACUGCUGCUCAUCACUCGGCUGGUGCUCCUCUCUCCAGCGAGACAACGACAGACUACAGCGCCCCCCCUGCCCAUCUUCAUCCUCCUGCUGCCUCUAUCUAUCUAUAUCGAUCAAGGAGUGAGUGAAGCAGUGAGUGAAAUCUACACUGUCUGGCCGAUGGAGUGAAAUAUAUCUACUAGUCGAGCGUCAGCAUAGCGCUCAGGCUCAGAAAGCUCGGGAAGCGGCACGCCACUGCAAGUCACUUUAUUGUCCUAACGAGCGACCGAGACGGAGAGUCGGGGGGAGAGAGGGAGGGGGAGUGAGAGAUAGAGAGAGAGAUCGGCUGUCGAGUACUAUUCUCGUACUAGGAGUCGCCUGGCGGCACUCUGUGGUGCGGCUCGGCAGCGCUGCGUCGACCUUUUCCAUAACGUUUUGCCUCGCGUUGCCAAGCUCGUCGACGCUCAGGCUCUGGCUCAUGGACGACAGAGUAGUUUAUUGGUGUGCUUGAAGCCUGUCCAAUAAGACACCCAAGGGAGGGAGUACUCUCGGUGUGGAGAAAACGCGCGAGGAGAUGGAUGGGGCUUCAGGAUUCUGUAGGAACGGGUGAGUGAAGGACAGACAGCCUGCAGUCUGACUGGCCCAAAAUAGGAGAAGAGAAGGGGGCUUGCAGCAGAAGUGUGAAAUUUCGAGUUAGGGAUAGGAGGCACUGAUUUGCGAAGAAGGCGAGAAGAGACGCUGCCUGAUUUGGUGGAUUGGUCGUCCGAGCUGCUCACACAACCUCGGGUUUUCGUCUUCUGCCUGCCUGCCUGCCCGCCCAAGUUCGCUCCGGCUGUGACCCAGCAACGACUGAGAUCGACACGCGAAGGAGGAGCUGGUGCACGAAAUACUCGCUCUAGCAGCAACCUCUGUGGCUGCUGCUACUGCUGCUUCUGCGACACACAGACUGACUAACUGACUGAGAGCAACUCGAGGCGCAAGGAGAUGAAGAUUAGUGGAAGAGUUUACUUCUGAGGUUUAGACACCGGGGAGGGGAUGAGAGCCUGUGAAGUGCAUGGCAAAUAGUCGAGGGCAGCGGGGACCUGGGGUGCCCGCGCCUAUCGCAUCAGCAUCGCCCCCUGUACUCCACGGCAUGCAAGGCCUAUCGUCUUCACCUCCUCAUCUCAUAGCAAGUUUUGGUGCGGAGCCAAUCAAAGAUCACACUGGAGGAUACGACCUCGGAGAGCUUGAGCAACCCCUUAGCUUCAAUCUGGACGAAGAGCUAGACCUUGGAGAAAGACAUUCGACUGUUACAUCGCGACCAACGCUCCACAUACUGCAGUCAGGCCCCUUUCGCUUCAGUGACACCGCAAACAAGCAACGACAACAGCCGAAUCAGCAACAGCAGCAGCAGCAGUCGUCUCAGGUCACUUCCCCAUCCGCUGCAAGCACAGAUUCGCGAUCUGCACACUUCACACCUAGAAGGCACCCGAGCUUUGAGUCCCCGUCAAGCAGGCAAUUUGAACAUUGGGGAGACUCACGGAUGGCUGAUAAUAGCCCCCGUACUGAUACCUCUACUGAUAUGGAAGCUGACGUGAAGUUGGAGGAUGCACACCAUGGGGCUAAUGCAGGGUCCAAUGCCUCCGAUCACGAAGCCACCAAAAAUGGUGACUCCAAAGCACUGCGGCGCUUAGCGCAAAAUCGAGAAGCAGCCCGAAAAUCCCGGCUGCGGAAGAAGGCUUAUGUGCAGCAACUCGAGUCUAGCCGAAUCAAGCUCAAUCAGCUUGAGCAGGAGUUGCAGCGGGCCAGGCAGCAGGGAGUCUAUCAUCUGGGUGGUUACGGGGACCAGAACCCCCAUGGUGUGGGAGGUAAUGGCGUCAACGGGGCUAUCAAUCCCGGCGCCGCUGCCUUCGACAUGGAGUAUGGGCGGUGGGUGGACGAGCAGAUCCGUCAAAUGUGCGACCUUCGUGCCGCAUUGCAGGCGCACGUCGCCGACAACGAACUUCGUGUAUUAGUGGAUGGAGGGAUGGCUCACUACGAUGAGAUUUUUCGUCUGAAGAGUAUCGCGGCGAAGGCGGAUGUAUUUCACCUCGUCUCGGGCAUGUGGAAGACACCAGCUGAGCGGUGUUUCAUGUGGAUGGGAGGAUUCCGCCCGUCUGAGCUUCUGAAGAUUCUAAUCCCUCAAAUCGAACCCUUGACCGAGCAGCAGUUGCUUGGUAUCUGCAAUCUUCAACAGUCGUCGCAACAGGCUGAAGAUGCUUUAUCUCAGGGUAUGGAGGCACUACAGCAGUCUCUAGCAGACACAUUAGCGGCGGGUUCCUUGGGCUCAUCUCCGAAUGUGGCCAACUAUAUGGGGCAAAUGGCGAUGGCCAUGGGCAAGCUUGGCACCUUGGAAUCUUUCGUACGCCAGGCCGACAAUCUUCGGCAACAGACUCUUCAGCAAAUGUAUCGUAUCUUAACAACACGGCAAGCAGCCCGUGGUCUUCUGGCGAUGGGGGACUAUUUUGCCCGGCUGCGAGCAUUGAGCUCCCUUUGGUCUGCUCGUCCUAGAGAUUGAGUUGUUUGGGUUCUCUGUGAGAGAAUGUAAAGGUGCUGUCCCGACAUCAUACGUAUGUGACAUCCCGUUUCGGCGUACCGAAGCCACAGCUGUGAACGAUCCUGAAAUAGAUACCCACAUUUGGUAUGGCCAGCUGUUGAUGAUGGCCGGACACAGGGUUGAUGAAGGGUUGUGAGGGUGGAUGAAUGUGGAGGGUAUGUCAGAUGUAGGCUUGAAGUAUUUUCGGCGCUUGUUGGUGCGGGUGGUAGGGUUGUCCAUAUUUCCUUUGUUUCGACUGUACACAGUUUGGGGUUUCCGAGCCUUCGGUUGAGCUCUGACUGCUUUCCACGAAUGUUGCUUGCUUGCUUGCUCUCUCUAGCUCUGCUGCUGUAGCUGGCUAGGUACCUCGCUGGGAAGGUAGAUUCUUGGAUGGGUUUUGACUGCAGUGUUCUACGGCGCUCAUGGAAGAUCAUCUCGAGGCUCUUCUCUUGUGUGGUUUGCCCGCCUCUGCCGUGCCUAAGUCAAGUCGUCAUCGUCCCUCACACCCUUCAGAGCGCUAUCCAGCCUGGACACGACUGUUCUGCACGCACUCCUCUCUUCCCUGCAGGAGAGCGAUCGACCUAGAGAUGACGGAAGAAGUUUUGAGGUUACAUGCGGUUUGCGGAUGAUGCUGAUGCUGAUGAUGGAUGAUGUUCUGGAUCAUGGUUGACUACUCAGCGACGUAGUUCCAGUGGCAGAGCCAGAGCACAUGGUCCCUCAUCUCUUGGCAGCACCGAUCAUCUCGACUGUGCGUGCGCUUAUGUGCAGAGCGUGUGAAGCUCCUACGUUAGCUAGGUGCUAUUACCCUAGUACUUUUCAGGUUAGUAACUUAAGUACAGUAAUUUAAAUUAAGCUAUCUCUAGGUUGUAAGUAAAUUGCUCAGGGAGGUGGAGCUUACAUGGUUCAGUGUCCUAUUCUUUCUCCCUACAGGAUUUCUCAUCAUGUACGUACUGUGCUUGAUCAGCUCUAAGUGAAGUAUGUUUUCGGCCAGAAGCCGUCUACCCUAGUGUACCUAGCAUAGUCUUCUGCCAGAGCACCACUUAACACUCUUUUUGAAAGUGACAUUGAUCAAUCAUGCACCUACAUAUUUAUGUGCCUCCACCUUCUAUUCGAUAGUAAAAUUUUUUUGCACUACUUCCUGACU